Messenger RNA from Zerene cesonia (dogface butterfly), 5520 nucleotides. RefSeq lists its product as uncharacterized. Bases 1 to 1941 code for a protein of 646 amino acids. NCBI's taxonomy places the organism in Eukaryota, Metazoa, Arthropoda, Insecta, Lepidoptera, Pieridae. The transcript has 12 exons. The record is from RefSeq and is a predicted model, not a curated record. Gene Ontology annotation, molecular function: metal ion binding.
AUGCCUUUUGGUAAAUGGUGCAAGAAACACAUUGACCGUUUAAAAGUCGACACAAUCGACGGGGCGGGCGGAAGUGUGGCAGUGGCGAAAAGCUCGCAACUGCAUGAGGAGAAAGGAAGCGGCGCGCCGUGCGACGUGAUAAGGCAGCCAGGCGGCGUGCAGGGGGGGAGGGCGAGCGACAGGGAGGGAAGGAGGGGCGCGGAGCGGGGCGCGGCGUGCGGGGUGCGCGCGCACCGGCACCCCGCGCCGCGCCACUCGCCUCCCGGUCGAUGUAACCGCGAGAAGCCUCCGUGCAAGUACUUCCAUCCGCCGCAGCACCUCAAGGACCAGCUACUUAUCAACGGGCGGAAUCACUUAGCUCUCAAAAACGCCUUAAUGCAACAGAUGGGUCUGACGCCUGGCCAGGUCCUACCUGGCCAGGUCCCCACCGUGGUGGGUGGCGUGAGCGGAGCAGGUGCGGCCGCGAGUCAUCUCGCUGCCCUGGACCCGAUCAGUCUCGCCUUGCUCGCACCGCAGGCUACGUCUCCGUACUUAUCCGGUGUUCCCGGCGUGGGUUCGACGUACGCGCAGUACUACACGCCGCAGCUGGUGCCGGCCAUGUUGGGCCACGACCCAGCUGCCGCUGCUGCAUCACCCUUGGGUGUCAUGCAACAACCUGUGCUGCAACAAAAGCUGCCGCGCACUGACCGUCUAGAGGUGUGCCGGGAGUUCCAGCGUGGCGCGUGCAAGCGCGCCGAGUCCGAGUGUCGCUUCGCGCACCCGCCGCCGCCUGUCGUAGCGCACGACGACGGCUGUGUCACGGUGUGCAUGGACGCCGUCAAGGGCCGCUGCGUCCGCGACCCCUGCCGCUAUUUCCACCCUCCCCUGCACCUGCAGGCGCACCUUAAGGCGCAGGCGCGCGGCGCGGUACGCCACCAGGCUGCACGCUCUCGCCUCGAUCGCGCUCGCUUGACUUCUUCCGCUUGGUCUAGCUCGCCGCGACGCCGCUUUUGUUCGCAGAGCUUAUUCUAUUCAGUUCGCCGCGGUAACGAUCCGCCCCACGCUUCCGUCGCACUCACGCUUCACUUUUUAAUUUUUUUUAUCUAUCGCAUAAUAUCACCUUACACUCCGACCCCAGACCCAGCAGCGGUAGCUAAAGAAGUCGCCCAGAAGAACUACGCUGCCGCCUUAGCCCUCGCGGCGCAGCAAUCGGCCAUGGCACACGCGGCCGCGGCGUACACGCAGCAAGCGUUCAAGGCGCGCCACGCUGCCAUGCCGGGGCUGAUGCGCGCGCCCCUGAUGAUGCGGCCUAGCUGGCCAGCUCCGCCGAUGCCGAUGCCGGCGUUCUACCAGCAGCCGUACAUGUACGCGAUGCCGCCCCCCACGCCGCCCGCGGCGGCGGCGGCGGCGGCGGCGGCCGCGGCGGCAUUACUGGACACCCUCCCGGUGUGCCAAGAUUUUAAUCGACAAGGAUGCAACAGACCUACCUGCAGAUUUGUUCAUAUUCGUGAAGGGUGCGGGCUACAGGUGGUGGGGUGUCGUGUGGUAGUGUGCCGCGACGCCGCGGCGGGCACCUGCCGGCGCGCGGCCUGCCGCUACUACCACAUCCCCGUGCAGCUGCCGCCGACUCCGACCCCAGACCCAGCAGCGGUAGCUAAAGAAGUCGCCCAGAAGAACUACGCUGCCGCCUUAGCCCUCGCGGCGCAGCAAUCGGCCAUGGCACACGCGGCCGCGGCGUACACGCAGCAAGCGUUCAAGGCGCGCCACGCUGCCAUGCCGGGGCUGAUGCGCGCGCCCCUGAUGAUGCGGCCUAGCUGGCCAGCUCCGCCGAUGCCGAUGCCGGCGUUCUACCAGCAGCCGUACAUGUACGCGAUGCCGCCCCCCACGCCGCCCGCGGCGGCGGCGGCGGCGGCGGCGGCCGCGGCGGCAGUGAACCCGUACAAAAAGAUGAAGACGACAUAAGCGGCGCGGCGGCCCGCGGCCGGCGGGGCGCGGAGCGCGGGGUCUCCGCUUAGAGACUCAUACGUGUGCGACCGAGUGGCCCCGGCCUGUCGGGGCAUUUAGCGCUAGGCGUGUUGUCACAUUUGUAUUGUAUAAUUGUAAGGACGAAGCGAACGAUUCCCGUUUCGUGGAUGUCUACGUAGUUUUACGCUAUAUCUAUAUUCUAUUGUGUAUCUACUCACUUACCGUUAUUAUCUUAUGCGUGUAUAUUUCUCGUAUCUACGAUCCCGGUAAUAAUAACGCUUGAAAUGCAUGACUGUACGUUUUUUAUUACCUUUUGUCGAUCGUCGUUUAUCGUGAGUAUCGUCGUACUCAGAGUUGAGCGCUUGGUCCGUCGAUCCCGUAUCCCGCUACGUACACGCUUUAUCUCGGAGAAGUUCCGCACGGGUGCGCUUUGGUCAUUGUGUCGACCCAGUACCUAGUGGUUACCGGCUUGCAGCAGCAGGCCCGCACCUAACACAGCUGCCUUCUAAUUUUCGCAUGGAUAGAACCCACCACCCUUGUACGUUUGGCUCAUCAGGUAUUUUUCCUCAUUAUUUUAGUGCUCCUCGUGUGUGCUCAGUGUGCCGGCGUGUCAUCAUGUAGUGUCGCGAUUAGAUGCGCGUCACUUGGCUUUUCAUCUUUGAGUCGCACUUUCUUUCUAUUUAUUUUUAACGCUUUCUGUUACAUGCCUUCCGAAUGACCGCUUCGGCUGUCGUCCGCAUUACAAAUCUUUUGUCGCUUAAUUGUGUCGGAUACGGACAGGCUGUGCGCCGCCGAAUGCCCCUUACGUGGAGUACACCGACGAGCGCGGACAGUUACUGGACACCCUCCCGGUGUGCCAAGAUUUUAAUCGACAAGGAUGCAACAGACCUACCUGCAGAUUUGUUCAUAUUCGUGAAGGGUGCGGGCUACAGGUGGUGGGGUGUCGUGUGGUAGUGUGCCGCGACGCCGCGGCGGGCACCUGCCGGCGCGCGGCCUGCCGCUACUACCACAUCCCCGUGCAGCUGCCGCCGGCCUUGCGACCUCCUUAACCUGCCCCGCCACCCCCUCACCCGUCACCCGUCACCCGUCACCCGUCACACCCGUCACCCCCCACCCUCUUCAGCCCCCUUGGUUCGUUUCCCUCGGCCCAUUCCACCCCAUCAGCAAGUCGCCCGCGCCCCGCGUUUUCCAUAUCGGUCGCGCCUCUGACACACUCGGGAAGGCGGGUCGUUCCGCAGCGGAGGUGGUGAUAUCUUAGUGAUAGCGGUUAGUUUAGCGGCGGUGGCGAGCCGCGCCGCAGCCGGCCGCGACGCGCCGCCGCCGGGCACGUGUGCUAGUCUUCGGGAAAGAGUGUGUACAUAUGUAGCGGGAUAUGUUUCUCAGGCACGGUCAUGCGAUUGUGAUAUGAAUAGUUUUCGAAACGCAGGAGCCGUAUGAUUAAUUUUUGUCGAGAUCGUACCGACGUCGUCGAAUAGUAGUUAGUGAGGUUUCAAAUGUUUUAUUACUAUUAUAUAUUAUUUUUUUAAGAUACGAUAUGAGUUCCUGAUGUGACGUGCGAGUUCGUUGUAUAUAGGCACGACGGCGCGCGCGAGAGCCGCUCGCGCCGCGCCGCAGCUUUCUGGCUUCGGCCGAGGCCGGUGUCAAAAGUUGCAACCCACUCCUAUUGUGAGCAUUUUUGUGAGAAUUAUGUUACUUUUUUACGUAUGUUAUAAUUUAUGAAAUUAUGUUUAUAGAUGACAAGUUUUACACUAGUUUAGAUUAAGCGAAUCGAUAAUAAUGAAACACCAAUAGCGUAGCCGCUUCUCUCCUUCGGCACGAGAACUUUUGACGCCGGAGCACAAUUCACGUUCGGUCGAGCACGGCCCCACUUCACCCUCCCACACCCUUAGCAUAGGUCGCAACACUCCUAGAGUGGAUAGCAAACGAAUAUUCAAAAUGAACAAUGAACGUUGUCGGACAAUAUAUAAAAUCGAAGGCAUUCUUCCGAGUUAUUUACCCACAUUCUAGAAUAGAACGUUGGCUUUUAUUCCAGAUAGAUUCUGCUAGAUCUUAAACCGAUCGAUUUCCGUCUACGGAUGCACAAAUAGUGACCGACGAUCGCGUCCGAUGUACCUUGAAAUUCAGAGUGAUUACAUAGUUCCCCUGUAUCGUUUCAAUCGCAGCAAGCAGUAUUAAGUUUGACUCGAAAUCUCGUAUGUAUGUAGAGGUGAUAUGCGGAUAGAGAGAGGCGGGCGCGCCUGGCGCCGCGGCCGGUCGCGCGGCGGCCGCGACGCGACUGCGACGCGACCGCGACACGCCCCUGGCGGCGCGCGACUGGUCGCGGCGCGCAGGCACAAGCUUCCCGAGGCAUGGAAGCCCAAUGCCUACUAUUAUUCCUAGUCCAUAUCCUUUUGUUGAUCAGUCAUGCGUAUAAUGUUAGAAUAAAAUAUUAAUAAUUUGAUUUAUUCCUCCCAUUUAGUGGAUAUUUUGAUAAUGAUAUAUUAAUAAUGAAAUAUUUAAGAUACAUAAUACAUAUUUGAUUCUAAAUCCUGAUAAAGUGACACUACGUUAGUAAUUUAGUCGGAGGGAUACUUGUGCCGUGAUUAUAUUUUUAGGUAUAUAUUAUAAAAUGAAUAAUUCCUAGCGUCGGAAUUAAAGAAGUGAUUAAUGUGUAAGUGCGUUAUAUUUAUUGUCGUAUAUCGUAAGUGGAAUGCCAUAUCGAUAAAAGAUGAAUAGCGAAAAUUGGAGUUAAACUCGUUAGGAGGUCGUUUGUGUUUUGUAUUGAUUGUUAUUAUCGGUUUCGAGCUGGAGGCUGGCGUGACGUUUCGCUUUUAUCAAUACGGCAAUAUGACUCUUAAACACAUAAGUUGUCAUCCUUUAUUUUAUAUUUUUUGUUGAAAUUUAUCGUUUCAAGGAUUAUUUGUUGCCUAUAAUUUUAUAAUCAAAAUUUUAUGAUCUGACGCAUUUAUUGUAAGACAAUCGAUUAAUUUUAUAAUUAAUUAGUGUGAUAAUAAAUAUAAUGGUAUCAAAUUGCCGUUAUAAAAGAUAGAACAUCGAAAGUAUCCUUCCUGUUUAGAAGGGACUCUUCUGGCCCAAGGUUUCUAGUGGAUUUUAUAUUUUUCUUUUUGUUGUAUUUUUAAUGUUGCGUGUGUCUUACACAUAAUAUAUUUCAUUUUUGUGAUAUUUUUAACUAUAAAGUACUGUUAUUGUAAAUCCAAAUGGAAUAAUGGAGACCUAAUUAAAUAUUCAAGAAUUUAUUUGUAAAUCACAAAAAAAAUGUAAAACUGUAAAUAUAUUGACAAAAAAAAUGAACUGCAACACAAUAAUUGAUUAUUAUUAUUAUUAUUAUCUCUCAUGAAGUACACUGUAAGUUCUUAAUACCUAAAUAAUGGUAUGUUAUUAUGUAGUAGGUACAGUCUACUAAAAGUAAACCGGUCCAGUGAACAAAGUAUUGAUAUAAUAUUGUGAACAUUUUUUUAUUCAUGAGCAAUCACAGAAAGUACAUGACAUUGUAAUAUUAUUUAUGAAAUUACUAUGUGAUGUGAUCUUCGGAUCGAUUUUGAGUACAGUAUAGAUAAUAAACAACUGAAUAUGUGA